Molecule: messenger RNA, 1179 nt
Organism: Symbiodinium pilosum
Lineage: Eukaryota; Dinophyceae; Suessiales; Symbiodiniaceae
Source: the annotation of a GenBank genome assembly
GCAUCCAAGUCUGACCUAGAGAAGGGGGCGUCCUGCACCGCAGAAGGGCUCGCUGGUCACUGCUCCGACGGCUUCAAGCAGAGUGGCCUGGCCAUACUCGUGCAAAGUCCUCCAGACACCAGCCCUCCUCUGGGUGAGGUUGAAAGUGGCGUUCGAGCAGAAGAGGAGACGGAGGAGACAGACCCAGGUCAUUUCAUACUCUCAAAUUCUGUCUCAGCUGAAGUGCAGAAGAUUGAGGCUGUUGUGGUAUCCAGUACAGCCGCAGCUGAUGCAACCGCUGCCACGGAAGCCCCAUCCACAGACCUCAUGUCCCGCAUGAUGGGUGGGCUUCCUAGUUGGGGCAUGUUUUCUGCAGCUGAGUCAGAGGACGAAGUUCACAAUGCAUGGGGCGAACAAGACAGCGAGGAAAUGUUGGGCCAACGGGCUCUGGAACUGCAUCAAGCCAGAGGUAUAGAGCUCCCCGGCGUCCCAAUUGAGACGUCGGCUCAGGCAAGGCUAGCCAAGAGAAAGCAGAAGGCAAAGGCACAGGCGAAACGGAAAGCGCAUCUAGAAGUCACCAAUGCUGAGGCCACAGGAAGCCAUCUGUUUGCUGGCACAUCCAGCAUGAUGUCCAUGCUCAGCAACUUCACUAGCAUGGGGCGAGCCGUAUCUUCGAAUGCUGACGAGGAGGAGGUCCACAAUGCUUGGGGCGAUGAUACAGAUUCCAAGCUAGUAGAAAGAGCUGCAGAACUUGAGCAGGCACGGGGCAUUGUUGUUCCCAUGCCCCAAGUCCAGUCGACGGGGCGUGAGAGGCUUGCCAAGCGCAGACAGAAGGCACAGAAGCAGAACAACGAGACCGUUGUGGUUGAAGCUGAUACCGCUGAACCCACAAGUGCUGGCCGAGUGACAGCUUCCUUCUUUGCAGCUGCUGCGACGGGCAUUGUGCAGUUUCAGAGGCUGCUCAACCUCACCUCUUCCGGGGAGGAUGAGAUCGAUGAAGUCUUCUGCAUCUGGGGCGAGGAUGACACUCCUGAACGCUACAAGGAGCGAGUUGUGGAGAUGGAGCUGGCCCGGUCAGACCAAAGUGCUCGUCUCCCACACCACAGGGUGAUCCGGCAGAGGCGCAAGGGAGGAACCAGUCCCACGAAGAAGGACCAAGACGACCCCUUCCUCUUGGACUUGCAGGAGCAGAUUGAGUAG